Messenger RNA from Setaria italica (foxtail millet), 5696 nucleotides. RefSeq lists its product as uncharacterized. Lineage: Eukaryota; Viridiplantae; Streptophyta; Magnoliopsida; Poales; Poaceae. Bases 228 to 4895 code for a protein of 1555 amino acids. The transcript is spliced from 11 exons. Gene Ontology annotation, molecular function: protein binding. The record is from RefSeq and is a predicted model, not a curated record.
CAAACCAGAGGCCACAAGGCUCAUCUCCAAAUUCCGAAUUCGCCCAACCAAGCCGGCUUACCGCCUUGUCGAAGCAACCUCCGCAGCUCCGCUCCCCUUGGCCCUUCCCUCCUCGCGAAUCAAUCGGUCGGACACGCCCGCCCGCCCACCCCACCCCCUGCGCCCCCCAUUCCCCACCCUUCCAGAGAGCCCCCGCGCCGCCGGCCGCUGCCUCGCCGCCGCGGGGGAUGCCGCCGGCGGUAGCGCCCGACCCGCCGCGCCAAAACCCUAGCGGGCCCGAGCUGGCGGCGGCGGCCCACAUGGCGAACCCGGGCCUAGGGCUCGGCCUCGCGCCGCCGGGCGCGGAGCCCUCCGCCGGGGCGCCGCCGCCUUCGCGCCGCGCGCCGCGCCUGGCAAAGCGGCGCCACCCGCCCGCCUCCUCCCGCUCCCGCGCCCCGCAGGCCCCCGCGGGGUCGUGGAACCCGUUUGGCGGCGGCGGUACAGAUGGCCCGAGGCAGGACGGGAUUGGCGGGCUCGGCGGAGGUGGUGCGGGAUUCGGGAAUGGUCAGACCGGGGGCUUUGUGUUCGGUGCUGCUCCGUCGGUGAGCCAGCAGCCUCCGGAGCCGGUGGCUUCACCCAGUGAGGCUCCCUUCGUGUUUGGGGGCGUGAGGGAGAGCCUGCCACGCUUUGAGGAGGGGCUGCCUACUUCGUCAAAGCUGCUUGAUAAGAUGGAGAAGCUGAACCUGCGCCCAACGGGGGAGGUUGGCGUUGGUUUUAGUCAGGGGAAGGAUCAGAAGGAUGGGAGUUCUGUAUUCGGUGUUGAUAUAUCUGGUUUGGUUUCUAACAGCGGAGUUAAUGUGCUCCCGGAGAAGCUGACACAGUUGAAUUUAGGCUGUGGAGCACCCUUUCAGAGUGAGAAGGGUGACAUUGCUAAUGGUGUGCCAAAAUCACUUGUGUUUGGAGGUAACGGAGCUGGGAGUUUUGCUGAUAGUGGGAACACUGCUGCCCCUGGUGCACAUUCAUAUGCUCCUACCUCAGUUCAGGCUACUGAUGCCAAAGCUAUGCCUGAGAAGUCGACACAGUUCAAUAUAGGUGAUCAAGCACCUUCCAGGGGAAGGGGGAUCGAACAUAAUAAUGGGGCACCAACAGCUUUCACAUUUGGAAGCACUGCAACAAGCAUCCAUCUGGAUAGUACAAACAAUGUUGCAUCUGAUGCCAAUAUGAGUUCAUCCACUGCUGUUAAUGGUUUGGAUGAUGAAGGUGUGCUUCAGGAGAAGAUAACACGGUUGAACAUAGGAAGUGACAUACCCUUGGAUGACAUGAAAAGUGCUGGUGGUAAUCAUCAACCCGAAGUGUUUACAUUUGGGAGUAGAGGAGCACCAGGUGCUGUUUUUGGGAAGGAAGCAAGCAGCACUUCAGAUAGGAGCAGUGAAUUCUUCUCUGCAAACAGCAACGCUUCUAGUUCAAACAGUGAUUUUCUCUCUACAGCAAAUAGCAAUGCUUAUAGUUCAGCUAAUGCUGCAGACAGUUUGCCACCAGAGAAGACAUCAGAUUUGAGUGCAAGAGGUGGAGUCAUGUCGCAGAGCAUGGAAAGUGAUGGUGCUAAUUGUCCACCAGAGGCAUUAUUCGGAAGAAAUGGAACCCGGAGCUCCGUUUCGCACUCUGCAAGCGUAGCCAUGGAUGAUGGAAGUAAUUUUGUCAAUGAUGCAAAUACUAACAUUCCAGAGAAGAUGACAAAGUUAAAUAUAGGAUCUGGAAUUCCAUCUCAGAGCAGGCAAGAUGAAACUGCUACUCGACCACCAGAAGGAUUUGUAUUUGGAAGUAAUGUUUCUAGCUUUUCUUCUGCCCAGGCUGCAAGCACACCAUCCACUAGUUUUCAAACUAAUUUAUUCUCUCAACCAAAGGAGGAGGGAAGAAACUUUAUUGAUGAGAAUAUUAGUAAAUCUACAUAUUCUGAGGCAAAUAGUAAUCAAGGAUGCGGGAGAAGUAGCUUUGUUUUUGGUAGAGGCAGCAAUGCUGCCGCUCCUUCUGAAGGAGCUGCGCAAUACACACUACAUGAUGAAAUCAAGAAAUUGAACAUCAACAGGGAAGGGCCUCCGCUAGGAUGCACUAAAUUGAAUGAUUCUGCAGCUCCUGAAUUUUUGUUUCAAAGCAAAGCAGAUGCUUCUACAGGAUAUGGCGCUGUUCCCCGACCCAAACAGGAGUCUCACCCAUUUGCAAAUUUGAAUUGUUCAUCUAGUUUCUCUACUUUUGAGAAUACAGUGCCUGCCUUCAGUUUUGGAACCAUGAAUGCAGAAGGAGAAACUGCUCCUGAUGAUCCUUGUGUUGUCAAACAGGAUUUACCUGGGUGUUCCAGAGAGACCUUAUUUGGUUUAGACAGCAUAAAGUCUGCAUACAGGGAUAAAAAAGAAGUACAUAAAAGCAAAAGGAAAAAUAAAAGACCAACUAGGCUAAAGCAACAUGCUCAAGUCCAUCAUGCUGCUUCUAAGGAACCCUGUACCAAUGGAGAUUUAGCAGGUGAAUAUUCACCAAUGGAUUGUUCUCCUUAUCCGGCAGAAACUGAACGUGUGUCAACAGAGGCAUAUGUGGCUUCGGAUCAGUCUGUUCACAUAGGUGAUAGUGGUAUCUCUAACUGGAACUCCAGUUGUGCAGAUGAUCUAAUUUCUGCAACUGAGCACUUGGUUAUUGAUGCUGACCCUCCGGUGUUUGCAAAUGAAGGUAGAGAACCGAAUGUAGAUGCAUCUGAGAGCAAUUUUGGGAGCAUCUUUUCUAGUUUUGAAGGAGAUUUAAGUAAUGCAUCGCAACAUUCUUUCACUAACGUCAAUAUUUGCUUAAAUGGUGAACAUAAAACUGGAACAACAGAAGCUUGUGCUGAUGGUUAUGGGUACAAUGUUAAUGGGCAAGCCUGUGAUGAGAAUGCCUACAGAACUCAGCAUAAUUUUGGUGAAGCUGUUGCUUUGCAAUCAAGCUCUUCAAAUUUUAGUGGGCUGAACUUUAGCUUUGGCGCUUCGUCAUCUCCUCAAAUUUCCGCAUCAGCACAAAGACGUAACACAAGAAGGAAGUUGAGAACAAAGGGCACUCCAGCACCUAAGUCUUCAACUACCAAUUCCUUUGUACAGCCAAAAUCUUCACAAGAUACGAAGGGCAUGCAAGUUUUCCAUGAAACAAGUAGAAAUGAAGACUCAUUGAAAGAGCAAGCAACAGGAGAUUCUUCUACUUCUGCAGCCUUGGAGACCUGUGAAACCUGGCGUACUAGUGGAAAUAAAGCCUAUGCAAAUGGCCACUUUGCUACCGCAGAGGAUUAUUAUACCCGUGGAAUAAACUCUAUUUCCCAUCAUGGCACUUCUGGACGCUGCUCCCGUGCAUUGAUGCUGUGUUAUAGCAACCGUGCAGCAACAAGGAUGUCACUUGGCAUGAUGCGGGAAGCGCUUCAGGAUUGUUUGACUGCUAUGUCAAUUGACCCCAGCUUUCUUAAGGCUAAAGUUAGAGCUGCAAAUUGCUACCUUGCAUUAGGCAAUCUUGAAGAUGCCUCAAGGAACUACAUGUCCUGUUUGAACAGUAACACUUCGAGUUCUGACCCCAAAAUGUUUACUGAAGCUUCUGAUGGUUUGGAAAAAGUCAAGAGAGUGACAGAGUGGGCAUCCCAGUGCAAGGGACUUCUUGAGAAAAGAACAUCUCCUGAAGCAACAACAGCCUUAGAAUUGAUCUCCAAUGCAUUGCACAUAAGUCCACAUUGGGAUAGCCUCAAGGAGAUGAAAGCUGAGGCACUGCUGAUGCUACGAAGAUACGAAGAAGUGAUUCAACUAUGUCAGGAAUCUGUAAAUCCGGCUGAAAGAAAUUCAGUUUUAUUCAAUGCUAAUGGAGAACCAAAGAGUUCCAGUGUCUCUGAAAAGACACAAUUCUCUGGAAGGCAUUGGCGGCCCUACCUUAUUUGCAAGGCUUAUUUCCAUUCAGGCAAGUUUGAUGAAGCUCUUGAUUUGUUAAAGAAACAUGAGCAAGUCACACCUGUCAAAGAAAGUGACGAGAGCUUAUAUCAAGAACGUUUGUCAUCAUUGUCAGCAACUAUAAGACAACUACUUUCCCUUAAGGCUGCUGGAAAUGAAUUAUUUCAAGCUGGAAAAUAUUCAGAUGCUGUGGAACAGUAUUCGGCGGCUUUGGCAUGCAAUAGUGAAUCACGCCCGUUUUCAGCUGUCUGUUUUUGCAAUCGUGCAGCUGCAUACCAAGCACUGGGUCAAGUUACUGAUGCGAUAGCAGAUUGUUCACUUGCCAUGGUUCUUGAUACAAGUUAUCCAAAGGCAAUUUCAAGGCGAGCCACCUUAUACGAGAUGAUAAGGGAUUAUGGACAAGCUGCUAAUGAUGUAAGGAAGCUAAUCUUGCUUCUUGAGAAGAAAGUCAAUGUGUCUGGAGUAUCACCAAAAUUUUUUAACAAGCACAGUGAUCUCAAGCAAGCACGCGCGCGGCUUUCAUCCAUAGAGGAUGAAGCAAAAAAGGAUACUCCCCUGAAUUUGUAUUUAAUCUUGGGAGUGGAGUCAUCCUGCUCUGCAGCAGAUAUCAAGAAGGCAUACCGGAAAGCUGCAUUGAGACAUCACCCAGACAAGGCUGCUCAAUUUCUAGUAAGGAAUGAGAAUACUGACGAUGGAUUUUGGAGGGAUGUUGUCAAGGAAGUUUAUGCAGAUGCGGAUCAUCUGUUCAAAGCAAUCGGGGAGGCUUAUAAUGUUCUUUCGGACCCAGACAAGCGUCAAGAUUAUGACUUCGAAGAGGAUGUAAGAAAAGCUAGUAAGAGAGUAUCUAAGUCCAGGAGUAUGCAUAGGUCACCUGAACAAAACUACAGCAACAGAGGCUUUAAUCCACGCCAGUGGCAGUCAAGCAGAGGAUCACGCUCACGUUGGUAUGGACACUCAGAUGAUUACUGGUAAGCUUAUUGGGAGCUACAUAUGGUGCGUUCAUUGGGCGAGGAGCAACUUUUGCAUCAGUUGGCAGUUGCAUCUAGAGCAAGGCCAUCUUUCACCAAAGAUGAGUAGCACCUGUCUGGGGUUUUUAGGUGCCACUGUCAAUCCACCCUCACAGCUUCCCCAUCCGUUUGAUGCUUUUAUUUUUUGAGAGGAUGGAAACACAAGGAUUGGCCACUUGGGAGGAUUGUGGUGUUGCAGCUUGGCUGGCACAUAUGCAGGAUCUGGAAACGGGACCUCAAGUUAUCUUUGGUUGGCUUGAUGGUGUCUGAACACUAACUGCUUGGGAGUGGGGCCAUCCGGAUAUCAUGGCUGGCAUGAUGGUCUCUGCUCCGAACACUGACAACAUCAUCAAAGGUUAGAAACACGGAGAAAGAUAUUGGUUUCUCCAUAGGCAAAGGCAUUCUUUUGUUGAGUGUAUGGCUGCUGUCUCAGGUUUACAGAAAAAAGAUCAGCUGAAAGAAGAGGCGUCAUGUUCUUUUCUGCGUGCGCUGUUCAAUUUUGUUUAUAAAUUAUCCAGAUGAUGUAGCGUGCCUGGCAAUUGGAAACGAGUGUACAUAUUGUAACUGCACAACGUUGGAAUCUAAUUGUUUGUUCUUUACUCCACUUGUUCGCCAUGUAUUUUUGGCUUUUUGCUAGCAGAUGUAAGGCAUCAUUUUAAACAUCUGCGAGAUGUUGUGGAAUCUCCUUCCAGAGUGUAACUUUCGGAAGCAGGUCGUUUCGAACCUGGAAAGUAAUCGAGUCAAAUUAGUAGUAUGAUUCUCACAA